Molecule: messenger RNA, 862 nt
Organism: Vespa velutina
Lineage: Eukaryota; Metazoa; Arthropoda; Insecta; Hymenoptera; Vespidae
Exons: 4
Coding region: 134-811 (225 amino acids)
Source: RefSeq, a predicted model, not a curated record
GACGAGAUAGCGUCUGGAAAUAAUUUUUUUUUUUUUUUUUUUUUUUUUUUAAUUGAAACUUCAAGCGAUUAGAUGUGCUUGUUGAAAAAGAUAGAUAAAUUGAUAAAAAGAAAAAAAAGAAAAAAUUUGAGAUAUGUUCUUAGAAGCAACAUUACCAUGUACUUAUCUACUUUUAACUUGUGGUUCCUCCAUAUAUAUAUUGUACGACUAUUCCUAUAAUGAAUAUUCGAUGCUUCCAACACAUUUUAUAUUUGCAUUUAUUGGAUUCACAACAUUAGGAGUUCGACCUUUAUAUAAUUUAAUAUAUAAAUUAUUUUUCAAAUCUUACACUUUAAAUGUAACAUUGAUAGAGGCAGAAGAGAUGGAAAAUAAAAUGAAAGUUAAUAUUUUCGAUGAAUUUCUUAAAAACAUUAGUAAAACUUCUUUAAUAUGUUCCCUUUUUUUUCAUCAUGGAGAUUAUCUUCUUGGAUAUAAUGCAAUUGUUAAUUUUUUUUUAUGUAAUAUGCUACAUUUGAAGCACUUGAUAUUGGAAGAUCAGAAUGAAAAUUCAGUCAUUUCAUUGUCAUACAAAAGAAGUUUAUUUAAUGGAGUAUCUGAAUUAUUUGUAUUCCUUGAAUUAUUGACUACCGGUUAUGUUAUGUUGUUAAACGAUAAUCAUUAUGGUUUAUUAGCAAAUCUCUUCUAUGCAGUAACAAAUGUUUUAUUUCCAAGCGAAGGAUUUUAUCAAGAAUGGACCAUAAAUCAUGCAAUUAAUAAUUAUCUGACAAUGGUUUAUGUUAUUUUAAUGACAGAAGCACUUAAAAAAAUAUAAUAAUAAGAUUCAAUAUAUUGUAUUAAAAAUAUAUCUAAGUUGUUUACUAUG